AUGGCAAAGCAUUAUUUAGAAUAUUCUUUUAAGGACAAGGAUUUGCCAUAUUGGCUAGACGAAAUAACUAAAGAUGUAAAAGAAACGCGAAUAAAUGAUCAAGUACCACUUUUUGAAGCAGACAAUCUUAAUAAUAUAGCUCAAGAUCAACGGUCUCGUAGAACUUCGUUGGAUCUAGAUUUACUAUCGAAAUGUGAGUCCAAGCCUUUGGCCCAUUCCGCGGGAACUUUACGCUAUAAUCACACUAAUGGAUACACACAAAAUGGCCGUCGGAGAAAUUCAAAUAAAAACGAGUGCAAUGAUUCGCCGACCGGCGUCACAAACGAUUUUUUAUCAGACCUUCUACCGCACUAUGUUACUCCGCGACACAAAAGGAUGAAUCACAAUAUUGAUAAUGAUUUUAUGGAUGUCAUAGUUGGAUCACGACCGCAAAACGCCAGAAGUCGAAACAAACUAACAAAAGAUACGUUCAAUCCCAUUCACAAGGCAUCUAUGAAGCCUAAUGCGAAAAUUAGUUACAAAAAGCCACUUUCGAAGAGUGAUAAGAGAAAUGAGUUUGUCAUACCUGAAACACCAGAAGGGAGAUUGUUGGAGUUGAAGAUUUACUCGAACUGGGGCGAUAAAUAUUUGGUUGGAUUGAAUGGUAUUGAAAUGUUUGAUUCUAGUGGUGAACGGGUCUCCGUAGAUAAGGUAUGGACUGAUUCGGACACUGGUGACCACUCCAAGUUUGGUCGUGUAGAGAAUAUCAUCGACGGCGUCGUAAGAACCAGAGACGAUAAGCAUGCGUGGAGCGCACCAGUUCCACAAGGCCUGCCGAUUGCAUUGAGUAUAUUACUGGGAAAAACUUCGAAAUUAGCCCUACUUAGGGUUUGGAAUUAUAACAAAUCACGGAUCUAUUCGGCUCGGGGCGUCCGUCUUGUUCAGAUAAAAUUGGAUGACCAGGUAAUUUUCCAAGGAGAGAUAGCCAGAGCCAGUGGCGAGGUGAAGGGCCUUCUUCCAAGCUUUGGAGACACGAUACUCUUCACAAAGAACGCAUCGAUUUUAGAAGCGAUUCUGGUAAAUGAUAAAAAUUUCAAAGCUCUACUAAAAGACAACGACCCACUGGCUGAAGUCAAUACGGCUGAACGUCCUUCUACAGCUAAUGAUAAUAUGAUGCCAGUCAAGACUAGAGAAGAUUCGCCGAAGGUUCCGGAAGAAGAUAAAUAUAUAGCGAAAGAGAUUAAGUUAACUCUCAUGUCUAACUGGGGGCAGAAGCAUUUAAUCGGGCUAACAGGCAUUAUGGUCCUCUGCAACAACAACCCAGUUGACAUCAUACGGAGCUACGCGUACACUAGUUACAUCACCGAUGAUGAAGAGAAGAAACUCGAGUUUGGCUUCAUCGACUGCAAGAGUUUGUUUAACGGACGAAACAUUACUACGGAAUUCGAUGAGAUGUGGUGCACCAACUUUAUGCCUGGGUCGAGGUUUUGCCACGUCGUUAUGGAACUCGAGAAACCAACAGAAAUAACAGGUAUACGUAUUUGGAAUUACAACGCGAAUAUGGACUUAUCCUAUAUCGGAGCGAAGCACGUCCGUUUGUCACUCGACGGCAACUUGCUGCACCGCCGGCCGUUGCUGCUGAGGCGCGCGCCAGGGGAUACAUUCUAUGAUUUCCUUCAGCACGUAGAUUUAGCUUCUAUUGAUGAUAGAUUAAAUAACGAAGAUUUGAAACUUAGUAAAUCACUGUUCGAUAGCAUGCAAGCACCGACUGGUUUCGUUCUGCAACUGAACAUAUUCUCGACUUGGGGCGAUCCAUACUACGUUGGCCUCACUGGCGUCGAACUAUACGAUGCACAGGGAAAUUUGAUAGAAAUGACCGAGAGCAACGUCUGCGCACAGCCAGCAAGUGUGAAUGUUCUCGACAGUUCAGCUAGGGAUGUACGCACGCCGUCCAAACUUAUCGACGGGCAUAAUUCAAGCGCGUCAGACGCGCAACACUCGUGGCUCGCUCCGGUGUUACCAGACACGCUUAAUAGGUUAUUCUUUGUAUUCGACGUGCCAGUUUCUGUCUACGGUAUGAAGAUUUGGAACUAUGGUAAAACGCCGACACGAGGUGUAAAGGAGUUCGGGGUUUUAAUGGACGAUCUCUUAAUAUACAAUGGUACCUUAGAAAUGGCGAAAGGUGAUUUAAUAACUCCACAAUGGAUUUGCUUUGAAGAUAAGGAUCUCGAAAAUUUAACACCGAGUCCGUCUGACACGAGCCAACGUACAACUACGAGCGGGUCGUCCCAGUCGGUGGACCAAAGUGAGAGACCGUUCACGAGCGUGUACGCAGUACGGCCACGGAAGUCAUAA
Leptosia nina is the source of this 2334-nucleotide messenger RNA. NCBI's taxonomy places the organism in Eukaryota, Metazoa, Arthropoda, Insecta, Lepidoptera, Pieridae. The record is from the annotation of a GenBank genome assembly.